Messenger RNA from Pseudophryne corroboree (corroboree frog), 4973 nucleotides. RefSeq names its product ETS transcription factor ERG (gene ERG). Gene Ontology annotation, molecular function: sequence-specific DNA binding; DNA-binding transcription factor activity, RNA polymerase II-specific. The record is from RefSeq and is a predicted model, not a curated record. NCBI's taxonomy places the organism in Eukaryota, Metazoa, Chordata, Amphibia, Anura, Myobatrachidae. The coding region runs from base 406 to 1860 and encodes 484 amino acids. Gene Ontology annotation, biological process: cell differentiation; regulation of transcription by RNA polymerase II. The transcript is spliced from 10 exons. Gene Ontology annotation, cellular component: nucleus.
CUAGGACAUACACACAUCCCUAUGGAGUUUCACAAUAUCCUCUUCAUACAAUAGACACAAAACCUCCAGAAGGUAUGAGCACAGAUCGGUGCCCCUAGCAGAAACAGUCGCUGCUGUCUGGUGUCUAUCGUACAAUAUAAAACACUGAAGCCUGGAAGGAUCCUAACCCAUGUAACCAGCCAGUUUCUUCACCCACGUUCUGCUUGUCGAAGAGGACCUUCAGGAGAAGUAGGUUUCUUGACUUUGGACAAUGCCUUGGGAUAUUAAUAUGGCCAUGGGUUACUAGACACUGUUACUGGACUUUAUUGCUCCGCGUCUUUAAAAUAUACACAGUCUGGAUGGACACUUUUACUGAAAGGGUUCAAAGAAAACUAUGAGAAUUUGGUUGUCGUUAAACCUGGAAAGAUGUUACAAACACAGUUCAUCCCAGUGUAUGAAGACUAUUCCCAUGAAGCGCUAUCAGUGGUAAGUGAAGACCAGUCGCUAUUUGAGUGCUCCUACGGCACGCCACACCUCACCAAGGUAGAGAUGACGGCUUCAUCCUCCAGUGAAUAUGGGCAAGCUUCGAAGAUGAGUCCACGUGUUCCACAGCAAGACUGGUUAUCGCAACCUCCAUCCCGGGUCACCAUCAAGAUGGAAUGUAACCCCAGUCAGGUGAAUGGAUCCAGGAAUUCCCCGGAUGACUGCAGCAUAGCCAAAGGGGGCAAGAUGAGCAGUGGAUCAGAGAAUAUUGGAAUGAAUUACAGCAGCUACAUAGAAGAAAAACACAUCCCACCCCCCAAUAUGACAACCAAUGAACGAAGAGUAAUUGUGCCAGCUGACCCUAACUUGUGGAGCACAGAUCAUGUACGACAGUGGCUGGAAUGGGCAAUAAAAGAAUAUGGACUCCCAGAUGUUGACGUGAUGCUUUUCCAAAACAUUGAUGGGAAAGAGCUAUGCAAAAUGACCAAAGAGGAUUUCCACCGGCUAACCCCAAGCUACAAUGCAGAUAUCCUUCUUUCGCAUCUUCACUACCUCAGAGAAACUCCUCUUCCACAUUUGACUUCAGAUGAUGUUGAUAAGGCCUUACAAAACUCGCCACGAUUAAUGCAUGCUAGAAACACAGGAGGUGCAACAUUUAUAUUCCCAAACGCGUCAGUUUAUCCUGAAGCAACUCAGAGAAUCAGCAACAGACCAGAUUUACCAUAUGAACCGAGAAGGUCUGCAUGGCCAAACCACCCCACACCCCAGUCUAAAGCCUCCCAGCCACCUACUGCAGUGCCCAAAACAGAGGACCCGAGACCCCAACUAGAUCCUUAUCAAAUUCUUGGCCCAACAAGCAGCCGUCUUGCAAAUCCAGGCAGUGGACAGAUCCAACUCUGGCAGUUUCUCCUGGAACUUCUCUCAGACAGUUCAAACUCUAAUUGCAUCACAUGGGAAGGAACCAACGGAGAGUUUAAGAUGACCGACCCGGACGAGGUAGCAAGACGUUGGGGAGAAAGGAAGAGCAAACCCAACAUGAACUAUGACAAGCUCAGCCGUGCACUCCGUUAUUACUAUGACAAAAAUAUUAUGACUAAAGUCCAUGGCAAGCGCUAUGCUUACAAGUUUGACUUUCACGGGAUUGCUCAAGCACUUCAGCCUCACCCACCAGAGUCAUCAAUGUACAAAUACCCUUCUGAACUUCCCUACAUGGGUUCUUAUCAUGCUCACCCCCAAAAGAUGAACUUUGUUGCUCCUCACCCUCAAGCAUUGCCCGUGACAUCAUCCAGUUUCUUUGCAGCUCCAAACCCCUACUGGAAUUCACCAACUGGAAGUAUUUAUCCAAACACCCGGCUUCCGGCUAGCCAUAUGUCUUCUCAUCUUGGAAGUUACUACUAACACUUCAGCAAAGACUUUACUAUGGAUUAGAAUUUGCAAGCAGCUCUACUAGGAGAUCAUGACGAGUUACCCAUGCCUUUCAUAACAGGUGCCUGAAAAUGGGAAAUACUGUAUGCCAAAACAAACUUUUUGUAGAGGUUAGGGAUGAAAAACAAAUUACUAACGAAGUUCAGAUGCUUUAUGAUGCAAUAUAGGAUGACAUCAAAGCAUUGGACCAAUAUGUGUUUUAGGCUAUUAGUUGAAGCCUUUUGAAGGAAUGACUUAAAACAGUGGUAAAUGAUGAACUUUUAUAGAAACAAAACGGAAAAAAAAACUAUAUAUGAGACAACACAGACUACCAGCAUAUAUUUUGUAGAAGAAACUACCUGUAUUUAAGUGUAAAAACAUAGAAACAGGAUCAUUGAACUGAUAAAAAAAAGAAAAAAAUUAAUGGAGUCAAUGACACAAUAUCACGGCUAAAAUUUGACAAAACUUCACUUGAUGGGGAAAGAAAAUAAAUAUUGUCGGAAAACUGUGAAAACUUCCUACAUUCCUUGAUCUAUCUCAGCAAGACGUUUGAGCCAUUUUGUGGAACCGAGAAUGUGUUUGGAUGGAAAUUUUAUAUUGGAAGGUUUAUAAUAUUGAAAGAAACACAUGUGUGACACGUAGAAGAGAUCUUCUGUUCCUCAUUACAAGCUAUUGAAAAGAAGAUUUGACGUUACGGGGAAUUAACAAACUUUUUUAUAAGACUUGCUUGAGAGAUACUAACAGUAUUAUAUAAUACCACAAUCAGUGUUCUAGAAGGAGAAAUCCAAGAUCCAGAACAAAAUAGGCCGUGAUCAAAGAGAAAUAGUAUAGAUUAGAGUAAUUAACGAUUUAAAACUGGAAUUGUCUGAUAUUUAAAGGAACAUUCAGGACCUCAUAUAUAAAGUGCAGUAUACAACACCCUACAUUUUCUUUAGAGAUGCAGUGUCUGAUGUUAGAGAAGGAUGAGUCUUAAAUCUCAUUUUUUAUUUACAUAUAUGUAAUAUUUUGGACCAAUCGCAUUCAUACACAUGUAGGAUACAGAAUCUUGAUGCAAUGUUAAUGCUGUAUUACAUUUCACGUGUAACCAUUACCAAGUGUGACAUAUUUUCUAAAGUGUUGCAUGUGGCAACAUGAGAAUUUAAUGUGGCACUGAAGUUUUAAGCAAAUACUUGUUGGUGGGAUCCUACAGAGGCCUUCUCCGAUUUCACUGCUAAUGCUCUCAGGGUGGAGUUUAUACCCAAUGGUUUUAUCUACUGGAGGGAGAUAGGGUUGCAUAUACCAGAAGUUCCCUCCUUGUUAAAAUCUGAACUCUAUUUUGUUUUUGUGUGUGAUUUUUCUAAGCAGGCGCCAGUUUUAUUUGAGUCGCGAACGCUGUGCGUUCGUCAGGUUGAAGUAUACAAGUCAAUGGUAUUUUUCAUUUUUAUAUAAUUAUAUAACUUAUGCAUUUAUACACUACGAGUUGAGCUCGGCCAACCAAAGGAACAAAGAAGGGACAUUUAAAUAACAGUAACAAAAAAACAAAAAACAAAAAAACAUUGUGGCCUUGAAUUUAAACUCUGUUUGCUUAAUGUUUACAGUAUGAACUAUUAGUACUUAGAAUGCAGUUUGCAUGCAAUACAUUAAGCUUGGCCUAGCAUGGCAAUUCAGAUUUAGUAGUUUGCAUUAAGCAUUUUUAUAUGUGACCAACACCUCAAUUCUCUUAAACGUGUAUCUGUGGCAUUUGGGUAUUUUCAAUUGAAUUUUUUUUUAACUCUUAUUUAACUUUUCCCUGCAUCCACUUUUAAUAAUUUACAAAUGUGUGAUCCCAAAAUACAAAUGUGUGAUUCUAAAACAAAUAUUAAGUAUGAUAAACAUGUUGAUCAAAAAUCAUACAAUAACCUUUCCCUUUUUUAGAUUAGAAAUAGCGCAACAGUUUCACUUUUGCUCCUCUUGGUCCAAAAUGAGGCACCGCCAAAUUUUAAACUAUCAAAAUUGUUUCAGUCAUGCUUAACUACCUACAUACAGUAGAUGAGCAUGGUAUAUAAUUUUUAAAUAACAAAACAAUUGUUCUCUAUAUUUAGAAAGUGAACUACAAGUAAUUAUUUCUAAGUAUUUCAACAUUGCUUAACCCUGAAUAAGGGUUAUAGAAUUAGAAACAUAUGGCUUAAUUUUUCAUUUGCCAAACUGUGUAAUUUAUUUGCCUUCAAAAAACUGUUUGAAAAUAGAAAAUCCCAAAAAGUUUACAGGAUUUUUUUUGUAGCAAAAUAUUUGUUAAUCAAAACUCUUAAGACUUGAAGCAUUUUACGGCAAUCCUGUAUAUUAUACCAAGCACUUACCUUACUUUCUUGUUUCCUGUUUAACAAUUUCUCACUCCUGUUGUCACCCUGCCCUACACUGAUUGGUCAAACUGUGUUGUUGGAAGCACGACAUCAUCAAAGUGUUACUUCUAUACGUCAUUUUUAUUUAGAAGGAAAUAAAACAGUUUAGUGCUCAUGCCCUGACAUUGAACUUUGCAACAAAUUUGCACUGGAUCAAAGCACUCAAUCAGCAAGUAGCUCUUAUCCGACUUGUGCCAGUUAGACAAUUAAACUUACUGUCUAAUUGGUCGCUAUAGUUUAGUGCAAAAAUUGCACCAAAUGCAAUGCUGAUAAUUGAACCCUAAUAAAUGAUUCAUUUUAUUUUUAUUUCAAACAACUGGACAAAAUAUAUGCAAAGAAGACUAUAACAUUGUUGAUGUUUAUAUGCAUACAUUAAAACGCCAAUAUAAACUGGUAAACUUCAGUUAUUGUAAAUUUGAAGGUAGUAAAGAUAAUUGUACAAAUUAUAAUUUAAUAACCCCAGAGGAUUCCGGGUAAAUGGAUUGUUGCCAAGCUACCGGUUAUAUUGGAAGCCAUUUCUGUUGCCAGCACAUUAUAUAAAAUGGUUUAUUGUAUGUAAAUUCAGUAUGGACAGCUGAAUUAAUGGGAAGAUGUUUCCAUGUAAAGUGUAAAGUCAGUACAAAGCAGUAGUACUUUUUUACACAUUUUAAUCAAUGAUUGAACUAACAAUUAAUCUGGUGCCAUUGUCAUUUACUUUUCUCUAUCGUCCUAAGUGGAUGCUGGGGUUCCUGAAAGGACCAUGGGGAAUAG